This is a messenger RNA of Candida tropicalis MYA-3404, 810 nucleotides long. RefSeq names its product carboxymethylenebutenolidase. Gene Ontology annotation, molecular function: hydrolase activity. The record is from RefSeq and is a predicted model, not a curated record. The coding region runs from base 1 to 810 and encodes 269 amino acids. Lineage: Eukaryota; Fungi; Ascomycota; Pichiomycetes; Serinales; Debaryomycetaceae. The transcript has a single exon.
AUGUUAAUUGAAGAAUCUUAUCACGAUGUAAAGACCGCAGAUGGUACUACCAUGCGUAUCUUUACUUAUCACCCAAAAAUCCCAAACUUUCCAAAAGCUAGAUUUCCAGGGGUAAUUGUCUAUAGUGAAAUUUAUCAAGUUACUGGACCAGUUUCUAGAUUUGCCAAGGAUAUUGCUGGUCAAGGUUUCAUUGUUGCGGCACCAAGUUCUUAUCAUAAUUUUGUUCUGCACGAACCAUUGGCUUAUGAUGCUGAAGGUACUGAUUUGGGUAACAAAUACAAGAUUGAAAAGGAAUUGUCUUCAUAUGAUGAAGAUACUAACUUAACAAUCGAUUAUUUGACUAGCUUACCAACUUGUAAUGGUAAAAUUGGUGCAACUGGUAUGUGCCUUGGUGGUCAUUUAGCCUUUAGAGCUGCUCUUGAUCCAAGGGUAUUGGCGCUGACAUGUUGGUUUGCUACCGACAUUGCUCAACACUCUUUGGGUAAAGGCAUGAAUGAUGAUUCAUUAAAAAGAUGUGGUGAGAUCAAAGGUGAGCUUCUUUAUAUUGCAGGUACCAAGGAUACACACGUUCCAUUUGAAAUGAGAUCUUUGAUUAGAGAAGAAUUACAUAAGAAUGAAGUUGCAGUUCAUUUUGCCGAAAUUGAUUCUGCUCAACAUGCUUUUAUUAGAGAUGAAUCCUCCAAGGGUCGUUAUGAUCCUGCGGUUACCAAGUAUUUGUUUGAUUGGAUGUUGGAAAUUUUCAACCGUAGAUUAAAAUUGGAUUAUGGUGAUCACGAUGGAAAGGACAACAAAGUUGAACAUGUUUGUUAA